Grosmannia clavigera kw1407 is the source of this 5187-nucleotide messenger RNA. RefSeq names its product cytokinesis protein bni1. Gene Ontology annotation, cellular component: cell division site; mating projection tip. The transcript has 4 exons. The record is from RefSeq and is a predicted model, not a curated record. The coding region runs from base 1 to 5187 and encodes 1728 amino acids. Gene Ontology annotation, biological process: mitotic actomyosin contractile ring assembly; actin filament bundle assembly; barbed-end actin filament capping. Lineage: Eukaryota; Fungi; Ascomycota; Sordariomycetes; Ophiostomatales; Ophiostomataceae. Gene Ontology annotation, molecular function: small GTPase binding; actin binding.
AUGUCGUCCGACAAAGGCAGACAGACGUCCAGCGGGAAGCCGUCGUUCUUCUCCCGAGUCAAGCACAAGUCCGACAAACGAAAUACCAGCGAUGAGGGCAGGUUCCUCGGUCCGCUUGACAUGGACGCAUCCGGUUCUGUCGCAGCACGAACAUCGCGGCACCACAACCGCGAGUCGUCGAUCAACAACCGUGACUCGAUCAUCUCUGUUGACCGGCCCGGCUCACCCGAAUCCGGCCUCAAUAUGAUGGCCGGGGUCAUGACCUCAAUCCCAUACGACAGCGUUAGUCCGGAUCAUCGCUCUCCAGUGACGACCGAAUACGCCAGCAGCAUCGACGGGGGAUAUACUGGCCGUCGCGAACCACUGCCUCACCAACUCAAUAAAGCCACGAGCGACUACCACCAAUAUCCGUCCUUUGACCCCGCCUCCUCUUCUGCAACCGCUGCUGCUGCCGUGGCCAUGUCCAUGUACAGCGCAGCACCCGGCGCUCACCUCUCUGCCGGGAGGCUUGCGCCGGGCACAAACAACCUCACCAUGGCUUCGACUGGCCGCCAAACGCAGCUUCAGCAAUGGGGUCCGCCACGCGAGAGCAGCUACCAGACCACGUCGCACAAUUCGCGAUACAAUUCGUAUGCCCCAUCCGUCGGCCGCACCUCGACAGACCAGGCCAGCAUCAUGUCCGCGUUGCCCAGCGCAUCCUCACAAAGUUCCUACGCCUCGUAUCGCGACUUAAAUCGCACAGCCAAGACUUCCAACAGCGCAACAGUCACCACUGCCGACGGUGGCUUCGCUUUGGCGAAGCCGGACGACGACGUGGUGAUCGAGCAGAUGUUUGUAUCACUAAUGCAAAAGCGUGGAUGGCACAACCUGCCAGAGCAGGCGCGACGGCAGAUGAUCGCCUACCCUCCCACGAAGAAGUGGACGCUGAUCUACCAGGACCGGUUGACAGAGUGGCAAGGCGAACAGCGACGUCGCCAGUCGUCGCGGCCCGGCCAGUACCAGAACGUGGACAUCACGACCUUUUCGGACGAAGAGGGCUCGCCGGAGUGGUAUGUGCGCAAGGUGAUGGAGAACAGCCUGGACAGCAAGCACCUGGGCAGCCUGGAGGUCAACCUGCGGACGCAGCAGAUCGGCUGGGUAAAGCGAUUUAUCGAGUGCCAGGGCCAGGUGGCGCUCACGAACGUGCUGUUGAAGAUUAACCGCAAGAGCGCGCGCGGGCCGACGGUGCCGGACAGCGGCAAGGGCGACAAGGAUGUGGAGCGGGAGUACGACAUUGUCAAGUGCCUGAAGGCGCUGAUGAACAACAAGUAUGGUGCGGACGACGCGCUCGCGCACCAGCAGGUGCUCGUGGCGCUGUGCAUGUCGCUCAUCUCGCCGCGGCUGUCGACGCGGAAACUGGUCAGCGAAGUGCUCACGUUCUUGUCGCACUGGGGCAGCGGGGAGGGCCACAUGAAGGUGAUCCAGGCGAUGGACAGCGUCAAGAGCCAGCAGGGCGAGAACGGGCGGUUCGACGCAUGGAUGCGCAUCAUCGAGGUCACCGUGGACGGGCGCGGCAAGAUGGGCAGUCUGGUGGGCGCGAGCGAGGAGGUGCGCAGCGGGGGCAUCGGGAUGGAGAACCUGCUGAUGGAAUAUGCGGUGGCAACGCUCAUCCUGAUCAACAUGCUGGUGGAUGCGCCGGAACGAGACCUGCAGCUGCGGCUGCACAUCCGGGCGCAGUUCACGGCGUGCGGCAUCAAGCGGGUGCUGGCCAAGAUGGAGGCAUUCCAGUACGACCUGAUCGACAAGCAGAUCGAGCGGUUCCGGUCGAAUGAGGCGAUCGACUACGAGGACAUGCUGGAGCGGGACAACAGCAGCAUAAAGGAUAGCAUCGAGGGCGAGGUCAAGGAUCUGAACGACCCAGUGCAGAUCGUGGACGCGAUCCAGCAACGACUCAAAGGAUCGAAGACGCAGGACUACUUUGUGUCGGCGCUGCAGCACCUGCUGUUGAUCCGCGACAACGACGGGGAGGAGCGGCUGCGGCUGUUCCAGCUGGUGGACUCGAUGGUCAGCUACGUGGCAAUGGACCGGCGGCUGCCGGACAUGGACCUAAAGCAGAGCCUCAACUUCACGGUGCAGAACUUGCUCGACAAGCUGCACACGGACUCUGAGGCGCGGCAGGCGUUGGACGAGGCGCUGGAGGGCCGGCAGAUUGCCGAGGCGGCGAUGGCGGAGCGCGACGAGAUGAAGGCGCGGCUGGAGCUGGGGGCGGACGGGCUGGUGGCCAAGAUGCAGAAGCAGCUGGACGAGCAGACGCGAUUCAUCGAGGCGCAGCGGCGACAGGCAGACGCACUCAAGGCGGAGAUUGAGAGCGUGCAGACGCUGCGGGCGAAGGAGGCGCAGCGCAACGAGCUGGAGACACGCGAGCUGUACCUGAUGCUGCGCGACGCCCAGGAUGUGGCGGCAUCGACGGCAGCAGCGACGAAGGCGGCGGCAGGAGGGGCAGCUGGCGGUGGAGCGGGCGGCAAGCUGGGCGACGUGGAUCCGGUGCGCAUGCAAGGCAUCCUAGACCGCGAGAGACUUAUGGAGCGUCUGCGGAUGCAGAUCGAGCGGCAGAAGACGCAGUACAAGCUGGAGGGACGGGUCUGGGGCGACGCGGUGGGACCGUCAGACCGGCUGCGGGCGCUGCGCGAAGAGAUGGAGGGCUACAGCGGCGCUGGCGAUAGCGAGGGCCGGGGCGUGGAGGGCCUGCUGGGGGUGGGCGAGGGCGGGCUGUCGCCGAUGAGCGUGCUGGGAAGCGUCAGCCGGAUCAGCCGACGACCGGUGGGCAGAGGCGGACAGCAGCAGCAGCAGCAGCACCAGAACGGAGGCUUGGGCGGAUCAGGCGGCGACGAGAGCGAGGCGGGCGGCGAGGGUGGCGAGGAGGGGGGUGUGAGCGAGGGCGGCGAGGGCGACGACGUGGUGUACGAGAAGCCACGGAUGGUAUCGAUCCGGCGGCCGGUGAUCGAUCCAAAGCAACAGAACGGGCUGAUCAGCGAGAUUGCCGGCAAGGUGCGGCGGUACGACGGCAGCGACUCGGAAGACGGCGAUGGACCGACGUUUGGUUCGGUGACGUCGGUGGGCCUGCCGGUGGUGAGGCCAAAGCGGAAGCUCAAGGCGCUGCACUGGGAGAAGGUGGAUGAGACGGUGACAACACACUGGGCGGCGCACACGCCAUCGGCGGAGGAGCGCGAGGAGAAGUACCUGGAGCUCAGCCGCAAGGGCAUCUUGGACGAGGUGGAGAAGCUGUUUAUGGCGAAGGAGACGAAGAAGAUUGGCGGUGGCAGCGGGAAGAAGGACGACAAGAAGCAGAUCAUCUCGACGGAUGUGCGCAAGGCAUAUGAAAUCGCGUUUGCCAAGUUUUCGCAGCUGUCGGUGGACCGGGUGGUGCAGUUGAUCAUCCACUGCGACAAGGAGGUGCUGGACAACUCGGUAGUGAUGGAGUUUUUGCAGAAAGACGACCUGUGCAACAUUCCGGACAACGUGUCGAAGCUGCUGGCGCCGUACGGCAAGGACUGGACAGGCCCGCGGACAGAGGAGGAUACGCGCGAGGCAGACCCGGCAGAGCUGACGAGACAGGAUCAGAUAUUUUUGCUGACGGCAUACGAGCUGCACCACUACUGGAAGGGACGGAUGCGGGCGCUGGCACUGACGCGCAGCUUCGAGGCAGACUACGACGAGAUCAUGGGCAAGAUCGGGCAGGUGGUGGCGGUGUCGGAGUCGAUCCGCGACUCGGUGUCGCUGAUGAACGUGCUGGGACUGAUUCUGGACAUUGGCAACUACAUGAACGACGCGAACAAGCAGGCGCGCGGAUUUAAGCUGAGUUCGCUCGCGCGUCUGGGCAUGGUCAAGGACGACAAGAACGAGUCGACGCUGGCGGACAUGGUGGAGCGGAUUGUGCGACAGCAGUAUCCGGAGUGGGAGGCGUUUGCGACGGACAUUGGGGGAGUGCUGACGGCGCAGAAGAUCAACAUCGAGCAGCUGCAGGCGGACGCGAAGAAGUACGUGAUCAACAUCAACAGCGUGCAGAGGUCGUUUGACAGCGGCAACCUGUCGGACCCGAAGCGGUUCCACCCACAAGACCGCGUGGCGCAGGUGGUGCUGCCGGUGAUGAAGGAGGCGCGACGCAAGGCCGAGCAGAUGGAGCUGUACCUUGAGGAGAUGGUGCGAACGUACGACGACAUUAUGGCAUUUUACGGCGAGGACUCACGUGACGAGAAUGCGCGCCGCGACUUUUUCGCCAAGCUGGCGCUGUUCAUCCAGGAGUGGAAGAAAUCGCAUGAGAAGAACGUGCAGUACGAGGAGACGCGGCGGCGCAACGAGGCGAGCAUGAAGCGAAAGCACGCGGCGCAGCUGAAGGCGAACGGCGGUGUGGGCGGAGCCGGCGACCCGAUGAUACCGCUGCCGAGUCCGACGAGCGCCGGAGCCAUGGACAGCCUGCUGGAGAAGCUGCGGGCGGCAGCGCCACAGACACGUGACCAGCGAGAUCGGAGACGGCGAGCGCGGCUUAAGGACCGGCACCAGGUGCGGAUAGCGUCGGGUCAAAAGGUGGCGGACCCGAACGAGAGCGGCGACGGCGAGGCGGGACGGCCGGGCAGUGCGUCUGGAGGAGGGAGUGGAGGAGCAGCAGCCGGGAUCGAGAGACGGAGCUCGCUGUCGACGACCGGAGGAGGAAGCGAGAGCCAAGCAGCCGGUCUUUUGGGGAGUGGCAGCGGCAGCAGUGCGCUGACGCCGAUACCGGCAUCGCCUAGCGAGGGUGACGCCAACGACAACGGCGACGGCGGCGACGUGGCAGCACGAGCGGCACUGAUGCUGCAGGGGAUGCGGGGCGACGAGGCCGACGAGGAGAAGCGGGAGAGCCAGCGGAAGAUGCGGCGCCAGACGGCCGAAGAAGAGCGGCGGUCACGACGACGACGACGUGAGCGCGCCCAGUCUGGCACCAUUGUCGGCGGCGUGCCCAGUCUGGCCGAAUCGGAUGCCGGUGGCGGCAGCGAUGUGGCGCCAACGACACCGACGACACCGGCAACACCGGCAGACGAGGGGGUGAGCGAUACAGUGCGUGUGUCCGUGUCGACAAUACCAAGCACUGUGAAGGAACUGCCCGAAGUGCCAGAAGCGAGAGAGACCGAGACGGAAGAAGCGACAGCAGAGGCACAGGCGACGGAGGAAUGA